AGCCUUUUUCAUGCGUAAUUGCAUAGUAGUGAUUACUUAUAGGAAUUAUAGGAAUGUUCUUUGGGUUACUUACGUACUUAUUUUUCUUAAUUUUAUGUCUGUGUUAAUGUACACAGGUGCACAUGCAUGAAUAUGCAUGUGGAGGUCAGAGGUCAACCUCUGGCUCUAUUCCUCAGGGGCUAUCCACCUUGCGUUUUGAAACACUGUCUGUCUCUCAGUGGGACCUGAUGCUCUCCAAUGCCCAGGAGUCCUAGUGCAUCUGCCUGGCCAGCACUGAGAGCAUAAGAACAUGCCCAGCCGGUUUACAUGGAUGGCAGGAAUUGAACUCAAGGCCUCAUACUUGCAUGACAUAUACAUUACCGACUGAGCCAUCUCCCUAGCCAGGACUGACUGAAUAGCACGGACAUUGGGAGCUUACUCAUGGUGGAGACAGCCAUCUUGGAUGGUAGACAAUAAAAGAGUGAGGAUGACUCCAAACCUGCCAUGGCUCCUGUCAGCUCUGACUCUUCUGCAUCUGAUGAUGCACGCAAAUGGUCUGAAGAGAGGGGUACAGGAUUUGAAAUGCACAACCAACAACAUGCGAGUGUGGGACUGCACGUGGCCAGCUCCCCAUGGGGUCAGCCCUGGAACUGUUAAAGACAUUUGCAUUAAAGACAGGUUCCAUUCUUGUCAUCGAUUGGAGACAACAAACGUUAAAAUUCCAGCUCUGUCACCUGGUGAUCACGAAGUCACAAUAAAUUAUCUAAAUGGCUUUCAGAGUAAAUUCACACUGAAUGAAAAGGAUGUCUCUUUAAUUCCAGCUACUCCCGAAGUCCUGAAUUUGUCUGCUGACUUCUUCACCUCCUCGUUACUACUGAAGUGGAACGACAGAGCUUCUGCACUCCCUUACCCCUCCAAUGCCACCUGGGAGAUUAAGGUUCUACAGAAUCCAAGGACAGAACCCAUAGCACUAGUGUCACUCAAUGCAAUGCUGAGUGGUAAAGAUACAGAUCACCACUGGAACUGGACCUCAGACCUGCCCUUGCAAUGUGCCACUCACUCUGUGAGCAUUAGAUGGCACAUUGACUAUCCUCAUUUCUCCGGGUAUAAAGAGUGGAGUGACUGGAGCCCGCUGAAGAACAUCUCCUGGAUUCGUAAUACUGAGUCUAAUGUUUUCCCUCAAGAUAAAGUGGUACUUGCUGGCUCAAACAUGACAAUUUGUUGUAUGAGUCCAACGAGAGUGCUUUCAGGACAGAUUGGCAAUACGUUUCGUCCUCUCAUCCAUCUUUAUGGGGAAACCGUUGCAAUCCAUAUCCUGAACAUACCUGUUUCUGAAAACAGUGGAACAAACAUCGUUUUCAUCACAAAUGACGAUGUGUAUGGGACGGUUGUCUUUUCAGGCUAUCCGCCCGAUGUUCCUCAGAAACUGAGCUGUGAGACCCAUGACUUAAAAGAGAUUAUAUGUAGCUGGAAUCCAGGAAGGAUAACAGGACUGGUGGGCCCACGAAAUACAGAAUACACCUUGUUUGAAAGCAUUUCAGGAAAAUCGGCAGUAUUUCACAGGAUUGAAGAACUUGCAAAUGAAACCUAUUGGUUAAGCUUGCAAAUGUCUCCUGACCAAGAAAUUCAUAACUUCACCCUAACUGGUCGCAAUCCACUGGGACAAGCAGAAUCAGCAAUAGUCAUCAACGUAACUGAAAGAGUUGCUCCUCAUGUUCCAAUUUCGUUGAAAGUGAAGGACAUCAAUUCAACAGCUGUUACACUUUCUUGGUAUUUACCAGGAAAUUUUACAAAGAUUAAUCUUUUAUGUCAAAUUGAAAUUUGUAAAGCUAAUUCCAAGAGAGAAGUGCGGAAUGCCACAAUGAGAGGAGCGGAAGAUUCAGCUUACCGUGUUGCUGUGCACAGAUUAAACCCGUAUACUCUAUAUACUUUCCGGGUUCGUUGUUCUUCCAAGACUUUCUGGAAGUGGAGCAGGUGGAGUAAUGAAAAGCGACAUUUAACCACAGAAGCCAAUCCUUCAAAGGGACCAGAUACUUGGAGAGAGUGGAGUUCUGAUGGAAAAAGCCUAAUCGUCUACUGGAAGCCUUUACCCAUUAAUGAAGCUAAUGGAAAAAUACUUUCCUACAAUGUAUCAUGUUCAUCAAACGGGGAGACACAGUCCCUUUUUGAGAUCCUCCAUCCUCAACACAGAGCAGAGAUACAGGUUAAUAAAAAUGACUACAUCAUCAGUGUGGUGGCAAAAAAUUCUGCUGGUUCAUCACCACCUUCGGAAAUAGCUAGUAUGGAAAUCCCAAAUGAUGACAUCACUGUAGAGCAAGCGGUUGGGAUAGGAAACAAGAUCUUCUUCACCUGGCGUCACGACCCCAACAUGACUUGUGACUACGUAAUUAAAUGGUGCAACUCGUCCCGGUCUGAGCCCUGCCUCCUGGAUUGGAUAAAGGUUCCUUCAAACAGCACUGAGACUGUCAUAGAAUCUGAUCAGUUUCAGCCAGGAGUUAGAUAUACCUUUUACCUCUACGGGUGCACUAACAAGGGAUACCAACUGUUACGUUCUGUAGUUGGAUACGUAGAAGAAUUGGCUCCAAUUGUUGCACCAAAUUUUACUGUGGAAGAUACGUCUGCAGAUUCGAUCUUAGUGAAAUGGGACGACAUCCCUGUGGAAGAGCUUCGAGGCUUCCUGAGAGGGUAUUUAUUUUACUUUCAGAAAGGAGAGAGAGAUAUGCCUAAGACAAGGAGCUUGGAGACAAAUCACUCUGACAUCAAGCUAAAGAAUAUCACCGACAUAUCCCAGAAGACGCUGAGAAUCGCCGACCUGCAGGGUAAAACCAGUUACCAUCUGGUCCUGCGAGCCUAUACACACGGCGGGCUGGGCCCAGAGAAGAGCAUGUUUGUGGUGACCAAGGAGAACUCUGUGGGAUUGAUUAUCGCCAUCCUCAUCCCAGUGGCCGUGGCUGUCCUUGUUGGCGUGGUAACAAGCAUCCUCUGCUAUCGGAAGCGAGAAUGGAUUAAGGAAACAUUCUACCCUGAUAUUCCCAAUCCAGAAAACUGUAAGGCAUUACAGUUUCAGAAGAGCAUCUGCGAGGGAAGCAAUGCUCUUAAGACACUGGAAAUGAAUCCCUGUACCCCAAAUAACGUUGAAGUCCUGGAAUCUCGAUCAAUAGUUCCUAAAAUAGAAGAUACAGAAAUAAUCUCCCCAGUUGCUGAGCGUCCUGGGGAGAGCUCAGAAGCAGACCCGGAGAACCAUGUGGUUGUGUCUUACUGUCCGCCUAUCAUUGAGGAGGAAAUAACGAACCCCGCAGCUGAUGAAGUGGGAGGGGCUUCCCAGGUCGUGUACAUUGAUGUGCAAUCCAUGUAUCAGCCACAAGCCAAACCGGAGGAAGAACAGGACAUUGACCCCGUGGUUGUGGCAGGCUAUAAGCCACAGAUGCGCCUCCCCAUUAACCCUGCUGUGGAAGACACAACAGCAGAAGAUGAAGCAGAUAAGACUGCAGGUUACAGACCUCAGGCCAAUGUAAAUACUUGGAAUUUGGUCUCCCCAGAUUCCCCGAGGUCCACAGACAGCAACAAUGAAGUUGUCUCUUUUGGAAGCCCGUGCUCCAUCAAUUCCAGGCAAUUUUUGAUUCCUCCUAAAGAUGAAGACUCUCCUAAAUCUAAUGGAGGAGGGUGGUCCUUUACAAACUUCUUCCAGAACAAACCAAAUGACUAACCAGGCCACCCUUUGCCACUUCAGUCUGCCAUCUCAGUAAGCCCUCCCUGCCGCUGUCACAGCAGCAGCUGGGGCAUUUCUGGAGGGACCCUGCAGAUGUUGAUAACCAGGGACCUUCAUUCUGGGCAAGUGACACUAGAAGUGUUAAUGUGCUUUUAAUGUAUCCUAAAAGCCAGAGUGCAGUAACUCAGCCCUCAGCUACAGAAACUCAAGAUUUGGAGCUGUUUUUGAUUGAGCCAAAGAAUCCUCCCGAAGGAUCUCAAGACUAACUGUGUCUAGUACAUUCAUGCUAAACAAAUCUCACAACUGUUUUCUGUUGUUAAUGGUUUUCUCAUCUUUGUGUGGUAUGGAAUUGCAAGUGGAUUUAUAGGCAAGGGAGAAAAAAAAGUCCAAGUCAAAACAACGUCAGUUUGCCUGACAUUUACUGCGGUCUAGAGGAAAACCAAGCACAGAUUCUAAAACUUUGAUGAUGUCUCUAUCCACAGCAUUUACAAAAGCAAAUCUAGUUUUUAAUGUAGCAGCAGCUAUCUGGUGUUCUGUUUGAUAAAGCGUGCUGGUUUCUGUGCCUACUGUAUAAUGGUUAUCAAACAGUUGUCUCAGGGGUACAAACUUGGAAAAGCAAGUGUGACGCCGACUAGCCGGAAUCGGCAUCACACGGUCCUGCUUUUGAGAGGUGUGAAAACCUUUCUCCUAUCACGUAGCUUGCACGAUAGCUUCCAUUAGUACACUCGAUUGCCCUAAUGUUGAAACUAGCACUAUAUCCAAGUUUUCUCUACUUGCUUUGUGUUAUUUUAUAGGGUCUGUCUGCUUCGUAAGAGCAAACUCAUCAUUAUUUACAGGUAUAUAAUUGUAAUGAGUUACUACAUAAGAUGACUACUAAGAAAUAGCUAGUGGUGUGUGCUGACUGCAUAGCUGUGAUUAGGCUCAGUUCCCCAUGAGAGGAUAGGGCAUUAAGCCUAACCAAUAGCUGGCAUGAUCUCUGAGGCUUCUCAGUAGCUUUCCGUACUGCUCGUGAGUCACUGCUCCGUCAGGCAGUUGGGGGUCCAGAGUCUCAGACCCUGCCUUCAGAUCCUUAAACUUAAACAAAAAGGGAGAUAACUUCCCCCUGGAGCAGGUGGUGACUUUGUAAUAGAGGUCAUAAAACUUUCGGAAUUGGUAGGUAGUGGCCUGCGAUUGUUCUGUCAGCAAUGAAGAGGCAGGUCCUGAGCACAGCACCCUCAAUACACCCUGGUUUCUCAUCAGCAAAGUGUAUAGUAAAUGUGAUUCUUAGAAAAGCAGUAGAAACCUAAAAUGUAUGUCAUAUAUUUGCUCUACCUUUGGGUUGGAAACACCUGAGGAGUAGACGACCUUUGUUUGUAUCAUCUAAAGUCCCCCAAAUCUUGCAGAUAUUGGAUUGUCCUUUUAGUUCAGAUUUUAUCUCUUUAUUUUUAUUUUUUAUUUUUUUGCGAUAGGGUCUCAUUCUGUAGCCCUGGCUGUCCUGGAACUCACUAUGUAGAUGAAGCUGGCCUCAAACUCAGAGAUCCACACCUGUCUGUCUCCCAGGUGCUGGUCUGUACGCCACCAUGCCUGGCCUCUUAUUUUGUCUUCUAAAGAAUCAUGUGGGGGAAAAAUACAGGAUGACAAGGGACAAAAUCAGGAUCCUGUUUUUAACCCUAGGGUUCAUCUACAUUUUGGAGUUUCAUGAUAUGAUGGUAUGUGGAAUGAAAUACAAUUAGUCAUGCAAUUAUAUAGUAUAUAAAAGGUAGAUGGUAGUAACUCUUAGAAAUUUUCAGUACUGAAAAAUAUUCCAGACCAGAGCCAUCACCAAAGAGUUUUUGUCUUCCUUGUGCCUUCUUUGGCUCCACCCUCCUCCCAGCCACUCUGAGCCCUGGUUGCCUCCUCGCCCCUCCCCCCACCCCAUCCCUGACCCCUACUUCCUGCCACAUCUUGUUACUGCUAUGCUCUGUUUGCCCUCAGCUCAGGCCUUGUUCCCCAGUGAAGCUUAUCAGUUUCGUAUUCCCAUCUAAUUGGGAUGCAUGUCUGUGAAGGUUCUAGCUUAUCACUCUGAACUACAUCAAUCUGGGAACACAGGGAAAGGUCAGAAGAAAUGGACUCAUCCUGUCCAAAGAAGUCCUUUUGAUGUGGGUGUCUAAAGUGUUGGAAGUUUAGAAUGCUGCUCAUCCCACCCUGCCUCUCAAGGACCACUGAGCUAUAGCGAAGCAGGAUAGCCCUGGAUUCUUGUUGGAGAGUGUGACGUAGGACUAAGGCCAAGGCAGCUUCUUUUGUCUUUUCCCAUUGAAGUGAAUCCCUGCAUCCCUGGAUGGUGUAGUUAUUACCUCUGCACUUGUGCAUAGAGUAGCUUAAACAGGAAAAGGGUGGGGAGAAUAAGAACACCGCCACCCUUACUACCUGUCUCAUUGUUUGGGACUUUGGUACGUGUGGGCUGCAGAAUCAGUGCAAGGGUCGUUUGCAUCCUUCCGUGCAAGGUGGCCUCAUAGUGGGUAUGCUCUGAAGUCAGGGGCGCUGUGAGAGGGGAGGCUACAUGUGUCCCAGCUCUUAGGAAAAGGAGAGAAAUCAUUCCUUCCUAAGAGCCCAGUCAUUGGCCAGACAACUCCAGAUAUCUCGACCAGAAUUAGCUUUCUUUCUAUCCGUUGAACAGAACCACAUACACAUGUUGCCACCCUUUGGCAAGCCAGUUUCAUUCACACUUCCCUGGCGAGAAGUGGAGAUUGGGCGUAUCUUAAUGCUUAGGAGUGGCCAUUUUAAAUAACAUCUAAUUUAAAAGAACAUUCUUAAAUACUUAACUAGACUCUUUGAGUUUUAUGCUCCAUUAAUUAGUGCACUUCACACGAACCUUCCGAAUCUUCCCAUUGGUUGAACCUGUAGUCUCCCAGACUUGAGCCGGCAGCCCUGCAUAUCUGGACCGUGGGGCUGUGUUUCUGAGCUGGGUGAUAGAGGUGCUUUUGUUCCCGUAGCUGGCAACAGAAGCCGCCAUUCAUUGGGAAGCUCGAGGGAGGAACCGUCAGCCUCGGUUUUCACAUUAGCCUUGCUUUCAUGGUUCAGGAAACUGGAAGGAUUGCAUUCCAAACACCCAACAGUAUCCUACUCAGACAUGACAGUAGGAAGUCAGUUUCAGAAGUUCUUGCAAACUGAACUCUUGUCAGGAAUCUCUCCUGUCACAGUAGUCCUGCCUGUAUUGAUCAGCUAUCGCAGCCCUUUCUGUGCUCAGUAUACCUAAUUUAGUGAAAGCUUCCUCCCGAUAGAAAUUUGAAGUCAGUGUGAUGGUAUUUUGCAAUUAAAGUACCCCUUCACAUGUCCAUAUGCAGAAAGUAUUAUCUCAAAGUCUCUUACUGCUUAGGCGCUUACUCUGAUAAAACUUGUUGUGUUUGCACUAAGGUAAUUUCUACUGUUUCCUAUUUAAAACUGGGUUGAAAUGAGUUAAAUGGCCUUUUAAAGGAUCCCGAAAGUGCAAUACUUGGCAUCUCAAGUGAAGUGUGGGGGAUGGGCCAGUAGCUGCUAAUGCCAGGGACACAGUGAGAGUUCAGUGUCUGUAUUGAUGGAGUCCCUUUCUAGAGUGUGACAGAUUAAGCGGAACCGUCUUGAAGGAUGGUAGAGAUUAAGAUGUGAAUCACAUAGAUAAGAAACGGCUGAAAGGUUUGGAUCCAUUGUGGAAACAGCCCCACAGUGUGAGAGGAAACUGAAGACUCACCAGACCUCUCAUUAGAUACUGUCAGCACCCUGUUGUUUGCUUUUAUCUAAUGAGCACUCAGCUUGGAGAUGCAUCUGUACUGAUCUGGUGUGUGUUAUGUCAAGUAACGUGCGGGAGCUUAGUUGAUCAGUAGAAGAACUCAUUGUCUUGGCAAGGUAUUUCAAGGCAUUUCCUUGAAUUGAAUUGAUAUUUUCUGCUAAAAAAGUUUCAUGCUGUCAUACCUGUCUUACCUCUGUGUUCAGAACAAAAAAUUUACAGAAGUGGGGGCAAGCAAAAAACUUGUGACCAAGCUUACCAGACAUUAAUCUUUUAGAUGUAACCCUAGAAUAGAAUAUCCUUCAAAUUCAUCUAGCUUGAAUCAUGGAUUCUGUCCAGUGCUAUUCACACUGUUUAAGCCUCUUGGUUUACUAGGGUUGUUAGAUUUUUACCCCCUUUCAAUUAGUCCCCUUAACAUUGAGCUGAGCAGUACCAAGUUUUGUCUUGUUUUUCCUCUUGUUAGAGUUUCUGGGGUUAUCAUGUGGCCUAGAAUAUCCACAUGCUUCUAAUUAUGAUAUGAGAUUGUGACUGGAUCAGGUUGUCCUUAACCAAAGUAGUGCUUGUUCUCCUGUAUUAUGAAUGACAGUUUUUGUCCAAGGUGUAAAUAGAAUUUGCCUAAGUUAAAUUCUAACUGUGGCAUACUUUUAUUAUAAAUAAACCAUAUCUGAUUGCACAUUAAACAAGUAUGCAAUUUUUGGUUGCUGGAACUGAAUACUUUAAAAAUGAAAAGAACAUGCUGAGGAUAAGAGACAAGAAAAAUAAUGUUAUUUGAUUCAUAUGGGUCUUCAAGAUCACCCUUGUAUUAGACAAUCAACAUGAACAGAAAUCCAACUGUUAUAGACAUUUUGCUGUACUUACGCCUAGAAUAUUUGGUACAUCUAAAUUGGCUGCCUACUUAAAUUUAUUCUGUUUCCUUAUAUGCACUUUUAUUUUUAAUUAUUCCAUCUUAAAUGGGCAGUUUCAACUUCCUAACUAACCUCAAGAUCCAGUAGCAUAUCCUUAGAGAUCAAAAUGUUCUUAGGUAGUCAUCCCAUCUUCCUUAAGUCAUAAGGAGUCCUUUGGCAGGUGGUCACAGGACAAAACACUGAAAGGAACUCUUCAGAGGACGCUCUCCCUUUUUGAAGGACAGUUUUCAGAUAGUAUUCUCCCUGUUUGAUCCAAACACAUUCACUGUCUUUUCCCAUUAGGUCAAUUGUAAGCACCCACUUCCUCCCGCUUGCUCUUCUUUCUGAUGUAUUCCUUAACAAAGUAUGAAUAGCAUGGUGAAGCGUUGAAGAAUAAGCCCUGUUCAGCUCCUUGUGGUGGGGUAGAUGUUAGAAGGUACCCCCAAGGCACAACCGCUAAAAGACAUUCUAUUCAGAGUUGCUUUGAAAAGGUUGUUCUGGAUAGAGAGAUACACUAAGUCCGAGAUGAUACCAACUUACAGGCCUGUUCAAAGGUUAAAGGAAAUCCUCAGUGUUCCUAGGAACAUUUUUAAAAAAUUAUUUUACCAGAUCUUUCAUUAGCAGAGAGGCCAUCGGCCAUCUUCCCCAUAACACUAAGAAAUUGCCAUUUUUUUUUCCUUUCAGAUUUGCAUUACAGUGCAUUACUGUUUACAAGACACACAUACUGUGAACAGAUCUAAGUCUUUGUCUUUUGUAAGGUUUGUAGAAUGAAUGUUGUUUUAAAGAUGGUGUUAUGUUAAAUAUCUUUAGGUCUCUAUAAAUGCUAGCUCCUGUUUACUAACUUUUGUUUGGUCAGAUGUGUGUCCAUGUAGCUGAACGAAGAUAGAAAUUGCAGUUUGCAUACACUUUUCCCUUUUUUGUUUCUUGCCAAAUUACCACUACAGACCUGAUUGUGUUAAAUCAAAGGAUUGGUUAUGAUGUGCAAUACCUAAAAUCAUGUUCAGUCCUAUAAACAAUCUUCUCAAUGCUGACACACAGGAAUAAAUUAGAUUGAUGUGUGUGUCUCUGUGACUCACUACGACUCAAGAGAUUCUGAAUUGAGUAUGGAAUGAAACAAUACUCACAGAGAUUGACAGCGGAGGCAUUUCCAACUUUGUGAAAUGUUAUGUCGCUGUUAAAAUUUGAUCCCUUUAUAGCAUAAUUUCAGAAUUUUAGCUUUCAUAUCUUUUGGGAAACAAGAUUAUCACAAGAACAUAAAUUGUGUAAAUAACCUAUUACUAAGACUGCAAAUAUAGAACUAGUAUCGCUUGGCUGUUGAUUAUAUAAAGAUGUUACCUAUGUCUGUUUUUAAAACAUGCAUGUAUUUAACAAUUUUAUCAUAGUAUUGUCAUGGAAAAAAUAAAUAUAUUUUCUUACAUCUUACCCUA
This is a messenger RNA of Mastomys coucha (southern multimammate mouse), 9720 nucleotides long. It is a transcript of the gene Lifr, whose product is annotated as LIF receptor subunit alpha. Gene Ontology annotation, biological process: positive regulation of cell population proliferation; cytokine-mediated signaling pathway. Gene Ontology annotation, cellular component: signaling receptor complex; external side of plasma membrane. The coding region runs from base 443 to 3685 and encodes 1080 amino acids. The transcript has 20 exons. Gene Ontology annotation, molecular function: cytokine binding; leukemia inhibitory factor receptor activity; ciliary neurotrophic factor receptor binding. Lineage: Eukaryota; Metazoa; Chordata; Mammalia; Rodentia; Muridae. The record is from RefSeq and is a predicted model, not a curated record.